Molecule: messenger RNA, 213 nt
Organism: Trichobilharzia szidati
Lineage: Eukaryota; Metazoa; Platyhelminthes; Trematoda; Strigeidida; Schistosomatidae
Source: the annotation of a GenBank genome assembly
AUGUUCACUCAUAUUCCGUCACGAAAGAAUACAUUAGGUGAUAAAAUUGAAACAGAUUUAGAUAAUAAUAAUAAUAAAACUUCUGGAGUGGAUCAGGAUAACCAACCAUUUUCUCAAUACUUUCUCUCUCUCUCUGUGUGGAUAAUUGAAGGAGAAAUACCAGUUCCAAAUCAUCUAGCGAUUAAAUGCUUCUUCUUCUUCCAAACUACUUAA